Elaeis guineensis (African oil palm) is the source of this 1232-nucleotide messenger RNA. RefSeq names its product cold-regulated protein 27. NCBI's taxonomy places the organism in Eukaryota, Viridiplantae, Streptophyta, Magnoliopsida, Arecales, Arecaceae. Gene Ontology annotation, biological process: response to cold; regulation of circadian rhythm. The record is from RefSeq and is a predicted model, not a curated record.
UCCGCUCGUGGUUUUAUUUCGGGAGCAAUCACCCUGUUUCAUCUUCUUUCUUUGUUUCUUUCCUCCAUCCUUCUCUCAUUCAAGAAACCGAUGCCAGAAAUUUUCCUUCCAACUUCUCCAAGCCAAAAUGGAUGACGGUUUCAGGACUAUUCCGGCCUCGCUGCCGGAUAGCGCAGUCUCGGUCAAGGAUCCGGGAGGCUUCGCCGGUCAUGAGGAGAGCUCAAAAAGGGCAGUAAAUUCUAUAUCCACUGAAUGGACUGAUGAGAAGCACAAUCUAUAUCUCAAUUCCAUAGAAGCGUCAUUCACUAGUCAAUUAUGCCGCAAUGGACAUCAUUCAAAGGAUUCGCUUGGUUGGCUGCCAAUGCUAACACCGAAACACCCAAAGCCAGCAGGAUCAAAUUGUAACAGCCUGCUCUCUGGUCAGGUUCUGCGCAAGGGCUGUUGGGAGACACUUAAUUAUGAAAGGACUAGGACUCAUGCUGACAUUGAGAAAGAAAUUCAUCUUCUAUCUGCAAAUCCAUGGAUCCAGCAUUUUAAAUCACCUAUCAUUGGCAGGGAGGUACAUCUCAUGUUAACAGAUCAAAUGGAUAAUAAUGAGUUGGCCAGUCAAGCAAGACACUUUGAAAGUCAGAGGCACAAAGGAGAAUCAACAACUGCAGAGCAAUUUCAGGCUUGGGGUUCUCAGAUAUAUCGUCAAGAUUCUGUUGGAAGCAACACAGAGGUAUCCGAUCAGAACUUUGUGGAUAAGGAUUCUGAAGGAGAAAAGUUUGGUGGAUCUAGCAGGAGGAAGAGAGUGAGAAACUGAAGUCACUAAUGACUUGAUCAAAGAUGAGUAGUUUGAUCAGGUAAAUCAGUUCAACUACCAACUUUCCAUGAUAAUUCAGCUAGUAUCGAAGGAAAUGAUGCAGAACAUGGCAACAGGAAGCCCCAAGGCACAGUUGACUUCAAUUGGUAAAUAGGCAUGUAUUGUUUGAAGACCAGAAGCUGAAGUGUGAUGGUUUGGAUCCUGAUGAAGUAAAAGAGGAUAAUAGCAAUAAAUCACGUUGAGACGUUCACCUCUUAGUCUGUAAAGGUGAGUAUGAAUGAGAUCUGGAUACGUUAAAAGACUAGAGAAGACCUGCUGUUUAAGAACUACCAAAUUGUCUGAAGCAAUUUUACUUUUUAUAUUGUAUCACAAUGAUUCCUCAAAAAGAAAAAGCUAUGAUGCUAUCUUGUCGUAGUUGCAGUAUAUA